AUGCCGGGCAUCCUAGCAGCACUAAGCAUCAACAGGACUCAACUCACAAUCCUGAAUGUGGUCUCCAAGAACGACUACAGUGUCAACAUCCCCAUGCUGGGUUGUGUCAGCAAUUUUAGCAUAAUUAAGGUCUUGGAUGGAGAAGAAGCCGCAUCAAUGAUAGCGCAGUAUUUGUUUCACCGUUUGGUCGUCCGCAAGAAUUUAAGUAACGAAAAGUCCGCUACAUCGCCUAAAGUGUUCUUCAGUUGCACACAGACACUUGUGUCAUCAGUCCAGACCUUCACGGCUCCCGAGUACCACGAGCUUCGCUCAGACUUCAAUCGCAUCAAGGAACAACGCAUCAUGGAUCAAGCAGCGUUGCGAGAUGUGCGUCAAGCAGAGAGAAGCAAGUUACCUGGAAGCUCGAUUCAGCAUCACAAACCCUGGCAGACAUUUAAUCGCUACCGCUCGGUCGAUCCCUCUACUCCGCAGAACAAAGAGGCAGUGACAGUCGAAGACACGGAGAUGACAGCAGCGCAACCCAGCUCGUCUCAAAAAGAGACCCCUAAAUACCGGUCACGAUAUUCCGUCAAAGUGCGCACUCGAAAAAUAGAGCACGAGCCGCCAGAGAGUAUGAAGCAGUACGCAUGGAAGCCUUGGAAGAAGCCGCCGGAGAGCCCAUCUGGUCACAAUACCGAUACUUCUCAACAGAAGAAUACGAACAAGAACAGCAGCAACAAAUGUAACGAAAAGAAGGACAACUACAACGGAAACAAGGACAGACACAAGGGCAAACCAGUCAAGCCAGUAGUGGACAUGGGCAUGGACAGGAAAGAACUUAGAGAGCUCUGGCAUGGGAACAUUUCACAGUAA
Messenger RNA from Gamsiella multidivaricata, 852 nucleotides. RefSeq lists its product as uncharacterized. The record is from RefSeq and is a predicted model, not a curated record. The transcript is spliced from 4 exons. Bases 1 to 852 code for a protein of 283 amino acids. Lineage: Eukaryota; Fungi; Mortierellomycota; Mortierellomycetes; Mortierellales; Mortierellaceae.